Messenger RNA from Armigeres subalbatus, 1234 nucleotides. RefSeq names its product trypsin-like. Gene Ontology annotation, biological process: proteolysis. Gene Ontology annotation, molecular function: serine-type endopeptidase activity. Lineage: Eukaryota; Metazoa; Arthropoda; Insecta; Diptera; Culicidae. The record is from RefSeq and is a predicted model, not a curated record. The transcript has 5 exons. The coding region runs from base 68 to 940 and encodes 290 amino acids.
GCACAGCUGAGGCGCGAAUUUGUGAUUAAAAAGUUUGCCUAGAACUAUUUACUUCGGUAGUUGGAAGAUGUCCGCUAGAGUUUCUUCUCUGAUAUUAAGUUUAAUGUGGCUUCAUCUUAUUGCGACAUCUUGGCAAUUGGAAACUGUUGAGCGGAAAGUUCCCCUCUCCAAGCAAAAUUGCCCGAGCUGUGCAUGUGGAGGUGCGGACGUAAAUUCCCGGAUCAUCGGAGGAAACCAGAGCGACAUAAGAGCGUAUCCAUGGAUGGCGGCACUUUACUAUCAGGGGCAAUUUACUUGCGGCGGAAGCUUGAUAAACGAUCGCUAUAUCCUGACGGCAGCGCACUGUGUCGCUCGGUCGAACGCAAAACAAUUCGAAGUAUUUCUUCGACGAAUUAACAUCAGGAGCACUAAUCCAGAAAUGCUUCAGAGAAAAGUGGCAUCCAUUACCCUGAACCAUUACCAGGGAGCCAGAAUCAACAACGAUGUGGCCUUACUGCGACUGGCGGAGCCCGUUGCAAUCGAACCGAAUUUGGUGCCAAUUUGCCUGCCGGACGGUUCGGAUAGCUAUGUGGGCAGGAAGGCAAUACUGAUUGGUUGGGGAACGACGGCCAACGGGGCAUUGUCGGAUAUGCUGCAGCAGUUAAUCGUACCAAUCAUGUCUAAUCUGGAGUGUAAGCGUUCCGGGUAUUUUAGGUUUCAGAUUACAAACCGCAUGAUGUGCGCCGGUUAUUUGGAAGGAGGACGAGAUUCAUGCCAGGGUGACAGCGGUGGGCCUCUACAGCUGGUAAAUCCCACGAGCGGUCGGUACGAGAUCGUGGGGGUCGUUUCGUGGGGCAAGGAGUGCGCCCAACGCAACUACCCGGGAGUGUACGCACGUGUUACCAAGUUUGUUGCUUGGGCCAAAAGCAAUAGUCGGGAGGCGUGCUGGUGCCAACAGUAACAACAACUUUUUAUUCAGCCAGAUUGAGUCAUUGUUACAACAUCCUUGGUGCUCCGAGUGGAAGGCAGGAAGAUAUUGUAAUACAUUAUCCGCUUUUAUGUCAAUGUGCAGCUUCGUGGAGCCGUUUUCCUCCAGAUGUAUUGUGCUACAGCAAAAACGGAUAAGCGAAAAGAACGACUUCGCCUCCCAGCAGUUAUUUUUUUUGUCGGAUUCCUAUCCUGAUUACCUGCAGGUGACAUUGAUAAGACAGAUACCUAACGACCAAUAAGCGGAUGUAGCCGACUUUGUGGAUAA